AUGGACAUCAACUUCAAGAGAUGCCACCACUACUACAUCAGCAUCAGCAUUCAGUUCAAUGACGCCACCUUUACCUGGACAUCAACAGUCACUUCAAGUGAUCCCACCGCUUCCUCGCCUACAUCGACAGUCACUUCAAGUGAUCCCACCUCUCCUUUGACAUCAACAGUCACUUCAAGUGAUCCCACCUCUCCUUUGACAUCAACAGUCACUUCAAGUGAUCCCACCUCUCCUUUGACAUCAACAGUCACUUCAAGUGAUCCCACCUCUCCUUUGACAUCAACAGUCACUUCAAGUGAUCCCACCUCUCCCUCAACAUUAACAUUCACUUCAAGUGAUGCCACCUCUCCUUUGACAUCAACAGUCACUUCAAGUGAUGCCACCUUUACCUGGACAUCAACAGUCACUUCAAGUGACGCCACCUUUACCUGGACAUCAACAGUCACUUCAAGUGAUCCCACCUCUCCUUUGACAUCAACAGUCACUUCAAGUGAUCCCACCUCUCCUUUGACAUCAACAGUCACUUCAAGUGAUGCCACCUUUACCUCGACAUCAACAGUCACUUCAAGUGAUGCCCCCAAUACAUUGACAGUAACAUUAAAUGAUGAUACCACUACAUUGACAGUCUCUUCAAGUGAUGCCACCUUUACCUCGACAUCAACAGUCACUUCAAGUGAUGCCCCCAAUACAUUGACAGUAACAUUAAAUGAUGAUACCACUACAUUGACAGUCUCUUCAAGUGAUGCUACCACUACAUCGACAGUCCCUUCAAGUGAUACCACCACUCCCUCGACAUUAACAGUCACUUCAAGUAAUGCCACAUCUCCCUCGACAUCAACAGUCACUUCAAGUGAUGCCACCAAUACAUCAACAGUCUCUACAAGUGAUGCUUCCACUCCUUCGACUUCAACAGUCACUUCAAGUGAUGCCACCACUACAUCAACAGUCACUUCAAGUGAUGCUACCACUACAUCAACAGUCACUUCAAGUGAUACUACCACUACAGCAACAGUCAUUUCAAGUGAAUCUACCACUACAUCGUCAGUAUCUUCAAGUGAUGCCACCUCUCCCUCGACAUUAACAUUCACUUCAAGUGAUGCCACCUUUACCUGGACAUCAACAGUCACUUCAAGUGACGCCACCUUUACCUGGACAUCAACAGUCACUUCAAGUGAUCCCACCGCUUCCUCGCCUACAUCGACAGUCUCUACAAGUGUUGCUUCCACUCCAUCGACUUCAACAGUCACUUCAAGUGAUGCCACCUUUACCUGGACAUCAACAGUCACUUCAAGUGAUCCCACCGCUUCCUUGCCUACAUCAAUUGUCUCUUCAAGUGAUGCCACCUCUCCCUCGACAUCAACAGUAUUUUCAAGUGAUGCCACCAACUCAUUGACAGUCUCUACAAGUGAUGCCUCCACUCCUUCGACUUCAGCAGUCACUUCAAGUGAUCCCACCACUACCUCGACAUUAACAGUCACUUCCAGAAAUGCCACCUCUCCCUCGACAUCAACAGUCACUUCAAGUGAUGCUACCACUACAUUGACAGUCACAUCAAGUGAUGCCUCCACUCCUUCGACUUUAACAGUCACUUCAAGUGAUGCCACCCCUACAUCAACAGUCACUUCAAGUGAUGCUACCACUACAUCGACAGUCCCUUCAAUUGAUCCCACCACUACCUCGGCAUUAACAGUCACUUCAAGAAAUGCCACCAAUACAUCGACAGUCUCUACAAGUGAUGCCUCCACUCCUUCGACAUCAACAGUCACUUCAAGUGAUGCCACCAACACAUCAACAGUUACUUCAAGUGAUGCUACCACUACAUUGACAGUCACUUCAAGUGAUGCCACCACUCCCUCAACAUCAACAGUCACUUUAAGUGAUGCAACCUCUCCCUCAACUACAUCAACAGUCAGUUCAAGUGAUACUACCACUACAUCGACAGUCCCUUCAAGUGAUCCCACCACUACCUCGACAUUAACAGUCACUUCAAGAAAUGCCACCUCUCCCUCGACAUCAACAGUCACUUCAAGUGAUGCCACCAAUACAUCGACAGUCUCUUCAAGUGAUGCCACCACUCCCUCAACAUCAACAGUCAGUUCAAGUGAUACUACCACGACAGCAACAGUCAGUUCAGGUGAUACUACCACUACAUCGACAGUAUCUUCAAGUGAUACCACCUCUCCCUCGACUUCACCAGUCACUUCAAGUGAUGCCAACACUACAUCAACAGUCACUUCAAGUGAUGCCUCCACAACAUCAACAGUCACUUUAAGUGAUGCUACCACUACAUUAACAGUCCCUUCAAGUGAUGCCACCAUUACCUCAACGUUAACAGUCACUUCAAGAAAUGCCACCUCUCCCUCGACAUCAACAGUCACUGCUAGUGAUGCUACCACUACAUCAACAGUCACUGCAAGUGAUGCCACCAAUACAUCAACAGUCACUUCCAGAAAUGCCACCUCUCCCUCGACAUCAACAGUCACUUCAAGUGAUGCUACCACUACAUUGACAGUCACAUCAAGUGAUGCCUCCACUCCUUCGAGUUUAACAGUCACUUCAAGUGAUGCCACCAACACAUCAACAGUUACUUCAAGUGAUGCUACCACUACAUUGACAGUCACUUCAAGUGAUGCCACCACUCCCUCAACAUCAACAGUCACUUUAAGUGAUGCAACCUCUCCCUCAAAUACAUCAACAGUCAGUUCAAGUGAUACUACCACUACAUCGACAGUCCCUUCAAGUGAUCCCACCACUACCUCGACAUUAACAGUCACUUCAAGUGAUGCCACCUCUCCCUCGACAUCAACAGUCAGUUCAAGUGAUACUACCACGACAGCAACAGUCAGUUCAGGUGAUACUACCACUACAUCGACAGUAUCUUCAAGUGAUACCACCUCUCCCUCGACUUCAACAGUCACUUCAAGUGAUGCCACCACUACAUCGACAGUAUCUUCAAGUGAUACCACCUCUCACUCGACUUCAACAGUCACUUCAAGUGAUGCCAACACUACAUCAACAGUCACUUCAAGUGAUGCCUCCACAACAUCAACAGUCACUUUAAGUGAUGCUACCACUACAUUAACAGUCCCUUCAAGUGAUGCCACCAUUACCUCAACGUUAACAGUCACUUCAAGAAAUGCCACCUCUCCCUCGACAUCAACAGUCCCUGCUAGUGAUGCUACCACUACAUCGACAGUCACUUCAAGCGAUGCCACCACUACCUCGACAUCAAUAGUCACUUCAAGUGAUGCCACCAAUACAUCAACAGUCACUUCAAGUGAUGCCACCACUCCCUCGACACUAACAGUUACUUCAAGUGAUGCCACCUCUCCCUCGACAUCAACAGUCGCCUCAAGUGAUUCCACCACUACAUCAACAGUCACUUCAAAUGAUGCUACCACUACAUCGACAGUCACUUUAAGUGAUGCUACCUCUCCCUCAACUACAUUGACAGUCACAGCUAGUGAUGACACCUCUAACUCAACAUCAACAGUCACUUCAAGGGUUGCUACCACUGCAUCGAUAGUCUCUUCAAGUCAUAACACCCCUCCUUCAACUACAUCAAUGUUUAUUUCAAGUGAUGGCACAUCUUCUUCUACAUCGAAUGUCACAUCAAGUAAUGCCACCACUAUAUCAACUUUCACUUCAAAUGAUACCACCACUCCCUCAACUACAUCUAUUGUCACUUCAAGUAGUGUCACUUCCACAUCUCCCUUGCAAUAUACAGUCACUUCAAGUGACGCCACCUCUCCCUCAACAUUACCUUUCACUUCAAGUGAUACCAUCUCUCCCUCAACUACAUCGACAGAGAACUCAAGUGUUGACACUACUCUCUUGAUAUCAACACCCUCUUCAAAUGAUAUUACAUCAACAGUCACUUCAAGUGAUCCCACAACUCCCACUUCUCCAUCAACAGCCACAAGUGAGGCCACCACUCUAAGACUAAUAAUGUCAUCAACAAGUGGUACUACUACAGUGUUAACAGGUACAGAUACCUCAGCAGUUGUAGCAGUAUCUACACCGUCCACCCCUUCACUAGGACUAACAUCCAGAGACACUACUUUGGUGACAACAAUCAAAACCACUGUUGCAGAAUGCAUGCCAGAUACUCUGUUGAAUGUCAUCAGGCUGGAGGAUGUCACCAGUAAGUUAAUCAGUGUGAGUUGGACUGGUAUUACCCUGGAUCAGCAGAUACAGUACAAGGUGAAGCUGGCAUCUAAUUCCAAAACAACUCAGAUUGAGACCUCGGCCACCAAAGCUGUUUUCUCAAACCUUACUCCUGGAACCAUAUACACUCUGAUUAUUGAGUACUUAUCCUGCUACAUCAAGAAAAACAUUUCAAGAGACAUAAUCACUGCUGGAAAGGUCUAUGAAUCUUCCACUCGAAUUCCAGGCAGAGAGUUUUUGUCUGAUUAUUCAAAUCAAUCCAGCAAACUUUACAAAGACUUUGUGGCCAAUUUUACCAUGCAGGUUGAAAACAAUCUCCCAAAAGCAUACCAGGACCUUACCAGGGCUAAAGAAAUGGUGGUGGUUGUGACAGGUGUUCACAGAGGAAGUGUGAUCGUUGACUUUGAUCUGGUCACUGCUCUGGAGGUUAAACUGUCAACCUCUGACGUGCAGAACAGUGUCAUUAAUGCGCUGAAAUUAUCUGAACUCGGAGUAGAUCUGAAUUUCACCUCAGUCAAAGAGGCAGAUGUCUGCCAACGAGGCGAUUACACAUGCUCAAAAAAUGCCAGCUGUGUCAGAGAGGGACCCUCACAUUCAUGUGAAUGUAAGGCAGGAUUCUACGACAAAAACCCAACCGUACCGGGUACUGACUGCAAGAGAAAUAUCUCUCCAGGUGCAGAUCCAUGUAAAGGCUUGUGUUCAUCAUGUGCUCAGUGUGUGGUUGGUCCUGGAGGUAGCCAUGAAUGUAGCUGCUAUCCUGGUUUGAUAGAUCAGAAUCCUGUUAAUCCUGGGAAGCUAUGCAAAGAUCCUGUCGACUGUUUUGAUCAAGAAAAGGACAUUUGCUCAUCCCAAAAUCUAUGUCUUCCAUCCAAGUUUCUCUGCUCAUUGAGGAAGGUUUUCAAAUUAACAGCAGAAUUCAACUCUUGGAUCUUCAACUCCUCUCUGCACGACCCAGGGAGCGAUGCUUGGGCAUAUGCCUCUACAAAGAUCAUAAAAACUGUUGUCCCCAGAAUGCGGUUUGUUCUGUCAGAUUCAUCCUUUGACAUGACAGUGGUGGGCUUCCAGAGAGGUAGUGUGGUGGUCAGGAUGAUGUGCGGUUAUAAUGGGAAUACUACCGCUGAUGAAAGAACUCUCCAGGCUGCUCUGCAGGACACAAUCCGCAAACACUUGGACAACUCCGCCAUAGCUACCUUGAAAAGAGUUUCCCAGAUAUCAAUGGCCCCAGGAGCAGGCUGGAAAGUGGCGACAAUAGUCCUGGGAGUUCUGCUGGGCUUCACUUUGACAGUCGUGGUUGUUGUUCUGAUCAUCACCAUAGCGAGGAGAGCAGCUAGCAAGCUGACCUCAUAUAACAUCAAGCAAACAAAGCACAACAGACAAGUGGUGUCCGAUGACUACUUAGAAGAUUAUUCUUAUCAGGUGUAGUUCAGGGAUUCAUAAAAAGACGAGAUAAUCAAAAUUUAUUUUCACAAAUAUAUUUGAUAAUAUUAACAGAAGUUUCAGCUAUCACACCUCCUAAUACUUUUUUUAUUUUAUUUUUUAAAAUGUAUACCUUUAUUUAAGGUAUGCAAGUCAGUUCAGAACAAAUUCUUAUUUUCAAUGACAGCCUAGGAACAGUGAGUUAACUGCCUGUUCAGGGGCAGAACGACAGAUUUGUACCUUGUCAGCUCGGGGGUUUGAACUUGCAACCUUCCGGUUACUAGUCCAACCUGUUACUAGUCUAACCACUAGGCUACGCUGCCGCCCCUUUAAGUGUUUCAUAAAAUGCAACUAAGUCAACUCUGUCAGACACAAUAAAAGGCAUUCCAUUUUUACAUUUAUUGUUGAACAAGCGUUUAAUAAAGGCCUUGAUUGUUUAAUUGUAACAUUAGAUUAUUCAAAAAUUGUAAUACAAAUCUCCAAACGUCUUCAUUGUUUUAUUUUAUAGUGCUAUAUAAUGCACCAGGGCUAAUUUCGUGUUUGCAUGUUUUUUGUUAGUUUUUUUGCAUGUGUUUCUAGAUUCAGAACAUAAAACAACAUUUAGAAAGCUAACAUUAUCCCUAGGAUCUACCACAGCAAAUACAUCAGUAGUUUAAGCAUAUGUUGCAACAAGGUUAAAAUAUUUUUUCUAAAUAUUGACUAAAAGAUCGAUCUUAUUAAAGGGUUAGUCAUCAGUGAGUUGAUAAGGCACUGAUGGAGUUGACAACGGACACUCAAAGCAGACAUAUUUGUGCUUGCCUUUAGUACAAGCAUUUGUAAAAUAUAGAAAAUGAUUUAUUUGAAAACAAUAAAAAUAUAACUGUUUUAUCAGAUCUUUCAGCACUCUGACGGAGUUGACUUUAGAGUUAAUGUUUUAUAGAGUUGACAUCUUUUAUUUUUGUUCUUCAUUCAAGUGAUAUACAAGUUUUUCCUCAGUUGCUUUAAGGCUCUAAAACCUAAUUAUAUCAUGUCCUAUCUUAAUCUAUCAGACAGAUGGAGUCAACAGUUUAUGGUUGUGACAAUGGUGAUUUCAAUACUGUUUGUUUAAAUCUAUCAGAAGUAGAGAACUUUACAGAUCAUGAGUUGUCUUGUUGCAUUACAUGUACUGAGGACAUGAAGAAGGGGGUCCUUGUGGUGUAACUGACUCAGCUCAUUUCUGAUUCAUUUAGGAUUUUAGUCAAAUCUCCGGACACAAUUUUUUAGAAAUCCUAGUUUUGAAAGAAAUAGUCUUUAAAGUCAGAGCGGGCCAUUGGAAGAAACUACAUGCAAUCUUUUUUCAGUUAGUAUUUAUUAUUGCCAGUUUUUUUAAUUGUAGAGUUUGACAUUUAGAUUCUUUGCUCUGGAUAAGGGCAUUUCUGAGCAUAGAGCUGGCAUGUAUAUGAACCAUAUUUCAAAUAAUUGGACAAUUCCAAAAGCAAAUAUUUGCCCUUGUAAAAUUCUACUUAAUGUAUUUUUUAAGCUCAAAUAAUGCAACAAAAUAAAAAAAUUUAAACUAUAAAAAUACAGGUUCCCUGUAGAAAAAGGAUUGUCCCGACUUUCAAGAAUCCCGGUUAAGAUUUGUCACUUAUGAAAACAGGGAUUACAAUGUUUGGAUCUGGAGAAAACAUAAGCACUUUAUGACAAUUGCUGAUAUUGAAAGGGCUUUAUAAAUUAAUAUGAUUUAAUUUAAUUUACUAUUGCAAUAUGAACUAAAUAUAUUGUUUUUUACAAGUGACAUGAGAUCUAAAGUGUUAUUGUGUACAUAUGCAAUUUCACUGAGUGCAUAAUAGCCUCUAUCUUAUUGCAGUGGAAAAGAGUACUGAAGCAAUCCACUAGAGGCCACAGUUGUCUGAGAAUUGAAUAUACAGUGCCUUCAGAAAGUAUUCAAAACCAAUGACUUUUUCAAUAUUUUGUUACGCUACAGCCUUAUUCUAAAAUGAAUUAAA
Molecule: messenger RNA, 7547 nt
Organism: Oncorhynchus gorbuscha (pink salmon)
Lineage: Eukaryota; Metazoa; Chordata; Actinopteri; Salmoniformes; Salmonidae
Product: mucin-22-like
Exons: 11
Coding region: 1-5589 (1862 amino acids)
Molecular function (GO): protein binding
Source: RefSeq, a predicted model, not a curated record